AGGGUUAGCGCAUCCAGAGCAACUUUGAGCAUCCCACGGGCUGGCGGUAACGCAGCUUGGACGUGCAAGCGCGGUUCCCAAACUCUCGAUUCUCAACUGAUUUUUCUGCCCCGUGCGACGUUUGUGCGGAAGCUAGAAAAAGGUGACAGUCAUGUCACCGAAAUCUGAACUGUGUAGGAUCUCAGCGUAGGCGUCGAAAGACCCCGCAUACUCCGACAGCGCCGAUGGCUUCUUCUCCAGCGAUCUUGCGCCGUUGGUCGCUGCUCGUUUUGGCUGCUGCUGCCGUCGUCGGCGUCUCGCCCGAAACUCAGAAAGUGCAAUGCUCGGACAACCAGUUUGCAUGUGCGGACGGCAAGGAGUGCAUCCCGACGCAGUGGAAGUGCGAUUACUCGCCCGACUGCGCGGACGGCUCGGACGAACCGGACGACUGCGCUCCCAGCAUAUGUUCGCACGACCAGUUCCAGUGUUCCUUGUCCCGGAGAUGUAUUCCCAAAGGCUUCGUCUGUGACCGCGAGUCGGAUUGCGGCUUCACGGAUGACCUCAAGCCAGACACCUCCGACGAAGAUGCACGGCGAUGCCACCUGGGGAAUGUGUGUCCGCAGAACUACUUCCAGUGCAGUGACGGCAUCACGUGUCGGCGAAUCGCGCAACUUUGCGACGGCCACAACGACUGCCCUGACUUCUCGGACGAAGGCACCUUCUGCUCGGAUACGACGCAGUGCGGCAACACUUCGUGCGAGCAGGGCUGCAAGCCAAGCCCCCAGGGCCCGCUGUGCUUCUGCAAGCGGGGCAUGGAGCCCCACCGGGAGAUGGGGUCGCUGUGCGUGGAUGCGGACCCCUGCAGCGUGGAGGGCACCUGCGACCAGGGUUGCACCUCGGGGGAGGAGCCCGUGUGCUCCUGCGUGCAUGGCUACCGCCUGAAGGGCUCCCACUGCGAGGGCAUCAACGUGCCCGAGGGUGAGGAGGCGACUCUGCUGUUUGCCAACUCGGUCAACAUCCAACACAUCCGGUUGGAUGGGAGCCCGGUCAGUGGAAACAGCACCGUUCCUGUCAAGGAGAGCCUGGCCAUGGAUUUCAACCACAGAAAUGAGACCGUCUGUUGGAUAAACCACGACGGGAAUGAAACGGUGCUGCAGUGUGCCAAGGUGCCGGAUUUAAACACACGCUGGAACCUGAAGCUGAGAGACUCUUUCUCAUUGGCGACGGUGAACCAGAUGGCGCUGGACUGGGUGUCCGGCAACUGGUACUUCCUGGACGAUGUACGGGAGACCAUCUUUCUGUGCAACGCCUCGCUCUCGGUCUGCAUCACCGUCAUCGACGUGGGACUCAGCAAACCCCGUGGCAUCGCCCUCGACCCUUAUAAGGGGCUGAUGUUUGUGACGGAGUGGGGCAGCGCGGCCCCACUGCUGGAGCGAGCCCGGCUGGACGGCACCAAGCGGACCAAGCUGGUGGAGCAGAAGAUUGUGUACCCGUUCGGGGUGGCCGUGGACCUGCCCCGGGAGGAGGUGUACUGGGUCGAUACCUACCUGGACGUGGUGGAACGCAUCCGCUAUGACGGCUCCCGCCGCACCACUGUCUACCGGGGGACCCCGAUGCGCAACCUGUACGGCAUCUCCGUGUUCGAGCGUCACCUGUACGUGACCAGCUGGCACAGCAACUCGGUGCUGGCAGUGCACAAGUACAACCAGUCGGACGUCCGCACUGUCAGGGCCAACCUUACCCGCCCCUUCUCCAUCCACGUGUACCACCGCCAGCGCAAGCCCCCAGGUGACCACCCAUGUGGUUUGAACAACGGGGACUGCGAGCACCUGUGCAUCCCGUCGACUGCCAAGGGCGUCCCGGUGGCGCGCUGCGUCUGCCGGGCGGGCUUCCGGAUGGUCCAAGAGGGCCGCUGCCUGCCGGAGGCCCCCUCCCAGUUCCUGUUGUAUGCCCGGGGCCGUCCUGGGGCGGUCAAAGGCAUCUCAACGAGUGACGAGUUCUCCGAGGAGGCGGUCUCUCCGCUGCUGCGGCGGGAGGUGAUGGCGCCCGUCCGGUUCCUGAGCCGGCCCACCGCCCUGGACUAUGACGCCCGCACCCGUACAAUCUACUACUCGGACGCCCAGAAGUUCCUCAUCGAGCGCCGGGGCCUCGAUGGCUCCCGCAGGGAGGUCUUCACCUCCAAAGGGCUGAACAACUGCGAGGGCCUGGCGGUGGACUGGGCGGGACGCAACCUGUUCUGGACGGACGAGGGCCACCUGGGCAUCUGGGUGGCGAGGCUGGACAACGCCACCAUUCGGCGCCAGCUGGUCUCCCUCAACAUGUCCCACCCCAGGGCCAUCGUGGUGGACCCCAAGAGAGGGCACAUGUACUGGUCGGACUGGUCCACGGAGCCCUACCCCCCGGCGGAGGGCCAGGGGGCGGGCAAGAUCGAGCGUGCCCAGAUGGACGGUGCCGGGCGGGAGGUGUUCGUCUCCCGGGACCUGCACUGGCCCAACGGCCUGAGUGUGGACUACGCCCAGCGCAAGCUCUACUGGUGCGACGUCUACUUCCAUCGCAUCGAGCGCAUCGGCCUCGACGGCAAGGGCCGACAGGUGCUAGUGGAAGGGGAGCACCUGGACCACCCGUACGGCCUGGCCCACUUCGGGAACUUUGUCUUCUGGACCGAGUUCCAGAAGGGCCACGUCCUGCGCUGGGACGCCCUGACCGGGAACAUCAGCCGCCUCAAGACGGAGAACCCGCCACUGUUCGAGCUGCGCUUCUUCGACGAGGCCUCCCAGUCUGGGGUGAGCGCCUGCAGCGACAGGAACGGCGGCUGUGCCCAGCUGUGCCUGGCCACACCUGAGAAGCGCGUGUGCGCCUGCGGAGACGGCUACGACCUCAACGAGGACGGCACCACCUGCCAACGUGCGGCCAACUACACGGAGCCUUCCCGCUGCCGGGACGGGGAGUUUGAGUGCAGAAAGAACCAGCGGUGCAUCGACCGGCGCUACCUCUGCGACGGAGACAACGACUGCGGGGACAACUCGGACGAAGACUCCUCCCAUUCGGGCAUUUGCGAGAAGGCGACCUGUCAGGAGGACCAGUACCGGUGCGACACCAACCGCUGCAUCUCUCUGCACUGGGUGUGCGACGGAGAGCGCGACUGCGUCGACGGAUCAGACGAAGAGCCCACCUCCAAAUGCAGGAACAUGACAUGCAGCGCUUCCCAGCACACGUGCAAGGUGACGGGCAAGUGCAUCCCCCAGAGCUGGACGUGCGACUCCGACCUGGACUGCGGGGAGGGGGACAGCUCGGACGAGCACGACUCCUGCGUCUACCCGGAGUGCGACGUGACGGAGUUCCGGUGCGGCAACCAGCGCUGCGUGCCCCUGGACUAUGUGUGCGACGGGGACGACGACUGCCGGGAUGGGUCUGACGAGCGGGACUGCGGGGCCGGGGCCUGCGGGGGCGGCCACCGCUGCCGCUCGGGACAGUGCCUCUGGGAAGCCCUCGUCUGCAACGGGGUCUGGGACUGCCCCGACGGCUCCGACGAGGCCAACUGCACGGCUGGUGGCACGGACGUCCCGCCCUGCCACAAAGACGAGUUCCGGUGCGGGGGUGGCCAGUGCAUCCAGAAGGCCUGGCGCUGCGACUUCAAGCAGGACUGCCUCGACGGCAGCGAUGAGAGGGGAUGCGGGAACGCCACCUGUAGUUCGAGCGAGUACCUGUGCGACAACCGCCAGGAGUGCAUCCCAGCGUCGUUUGUGUGCGACAGCGACCACGACUGCGUGGACAACUCGGACGAGAAGAACUGCUCGGCGGUGUCCCGCAUCAAAUGCCUGGCCCCCAACCACCUGUGCGACAACAACAGCCGCUGCGUGGAGAUCACCAAGCUAUGUGACAAGAACCCAGACUGCAAGGACGGCUCGGACGAGGGAGGCCGAUGCGAGGAGGGCCUGUGCUUUUUCAACGACUGCGAGGAUUCGUGCCAGAACACCCCGUACGGCAAGUCCUGCUACUGCAAGGAUGGCCUCCAGCUGGCCGUCGACGGCCGCUCCUGCACAGACAAGAAGCCCUGCUCGCAGUGGGGCGUCUGCAGCCAGAAGUGCUUCCAGCUGAAGCACUCGCACAAGUGCACGUGCGAGAAGGGCUACGAGCUGGCCUCGGACAUGUUCACCUGCAAGAGCACCGAUGCGGCGGUGCCGUACGUGAUCUUCUCGAACCGGCACGAGCUGCGCAGCGUGGACCUGAACAGCAUGUCGCUGCGUGCCCUGAUCACGGGGCUGAAGAACACCAUCGCGCUGGACUUCUUCCACUCGGACGCCGGGGACCUGCUCUUCUGGACGGACGUGGUGGACGACAAGAUCUACCGGGGCUCUAUCAGCUCGGGCAGCCUCUCGAGCAUCGAGGUGGUGGUGCAGACCGGAUUGGCUACGGCCGAAGGCCUGGCCGUGGAUUGGAUCGGGGAGAACCUGUACUGGGUGGAAAGCAAUCUGGACCAGAUCGAGGUUGCCAAGCUGAACGGCAGCUUCCGAAGAACCCUGGUGGCGGGGAACAUGGAGAGCCCCCGGGCCAUCGUGCUGGACCCCAGAUACGGGCUGAUGUUCUGGACGGACUGGGACAAGGAGGCACCGCGCAUCGAGCAGGCGUCCAUGAGCGGGGACGGGCGCCGGGUGGUGCUGCGGAUCGACGAGGUGUCCGAGGGCGGGGCCUGGCCCAACGGCUUGACCCUGGACUUCGUGGCCCUGCGCAUCUACUGGAUCGACGCACGGUCGGACUCGGUCCACACGUCCCGCUACGAUGGGUCGGACCACCGGGAGGUGCUCCGGGGCCACGAGACGCUCUCUCACCCCUUCGCCAUCACCCUCUUCGGCAGCCACGUGUACUGGACCGACUGGCGCACAAACUCCGUCAUCCGGUGCAACAAGUGGAACGGGUCAGACGUCCAGGUCGUGCAGAAGGCCCCCACCCAACCCUUCGACAUCCAGGUGUUCCACCCUUCCAGACAGCCCAAAGGAAAUGGAAAGAACGGCUGCGCCGCCAACAACGGUGGGUGCUCCCACCUCUGCCUGCUGAGCUUCAACAACACCUUCAAGUGCAACUGUCCCCAUCUGAUGAGGCUCGGCGACGACGGCAAGACCUGCUUCAGCAAGGAGCGGGUGCUGCUCUUCUCCCGCCCCAACGAGAUCCGGGGUGUGGACCUGGACAUGCCCUACUACCACGUCAUCCCGCCCUUCAGCUCACCCAAGGUGAUUCACGCGGUGAAGCUGGACUUUGACGCGCGCCGUCGCAUGAUCUACUGGGCAGACACGCAUCUGAACGAGAUCAAGCGAGCUUCGCUCCUGGGAUCCACCGUCGAGACCAUCAUCGACACCGUGAUAGAGAACCCGUACGGCUUUGCGGUGGACUGGAUCUCCCGGAACAUGUUCUUCUCAUCAUACGGGGAGGGGGGCAAGCACAUCUUCGCCUGCAGCCUGGACGGAGAGUUUGUGGCCUCGGUCGUGGACCGGGACCUCGAGUCCCCGGCCUCCCUCGCCCUCCACCCGGCCCUGGGGCUGCUCGUCUGGAACGACAACCGGGGCGGCCAGGACACCAUCCAGGUGUCGAGGAUGGACGGUUCGGGGCGGCGGGAGCUGACGUCGCGGCUCACCAAUCCCAAGCUGGACGGCUCCACAAGUCUGAGCGUGGACUUUGAGCGGGCGGAGCUGUACUGGGUGAACCGGGGCUCGCUGACGGUGCAGCGCUGCUCACUGGUGGGGGAGGCAGUCGAGGUGGAGACCCUGGACGUGGGCCUGGGGGGCGAGCAGCCCCACGCCCUGGCCGUGUACGGGGCCCGGCUGCUGCUCUCGACAGACUACGCCAUCCACGCGGCCGACAGGGACGCCCCCGCCCAGGGCGCCGUGCUCCGCAACAACACCGACACCGUGCUGGCCCUGGCCGUGUACGACGCCGCCGUGCAGGGAGGGGAGAACGCGUGCAGCGAUGCCAACGGCAACUGCUCGCACCUGUGCCUGCCGACCUCGCGGUCGACCAGGGUGUGCAAGUGCACCACCGGCUUUGUCCCGGACGAUGAAGACGACACCAAGUGCGUCGGCUACGCCGAGUUCCUGCUCUACUCCAUCAACUACGAGAUCCGGGGGGUGUCCCUGGUUCCCCCGAACUCCCCGACAGAGCGGGUGCUGGCUCCCAUCUCCCGAGUGUCCAUGGCCACCUCCAUCGACUUCGUGGACGAGUACAUCUACUGGGUGGACACGGAAGGGGGAAGCAUCACCCGCAUCCGCAGGGACAUGACCGGCCGGGAGACUGUGGUCGCCGGACUGGACGCCAUCGAGGGCCUGGCCAUCGACUGGGUCGCCCGCAACAUGUACUGGAUCGAUCCGUCGUACGACGUCAUCGAGGUGUCGCGGCUCAACGGGUCGCACCGCUACGUUCUCCUGUCGGGCAACAUGGACAAGCCGAGGGCGAUCGUGGUGCAUCCUUACAAGGGGUACAUCUUCUGGAGCGACUGGGGAGUGCCGCCCAAGAUUGAGCGGGCCUCCCUGGACGGCUCGGACCGGGUGGUGCUGGUGAACAGCUCGGUGCAACUCAUCAAUGACCUGGCCAUCGACUUCGACGAGGACAGACUGUACUGGUGCGACUCCCGCACGGACACCAUAGAAAGGGUGGACCUGGACGGGGGCAACCGGGAGACUGUCUUCCCUCCGGCCCCGCUGGGGGAGGAGGACGAGGGGGGCGAGUCCAGCAGGCCACUCCAGAACCCCUUCUCCCUGGUGGUGCACGGCAGCUACAUCUACUGGGCUGACACGCACCGAGAGGACGGCUCCAUCUUCCGAGUCCAGAAGCGCGGUCUCGGCCUGGAGGAGAUGCUGGUCAGCCACCUGACGGACUCGGUCAAGGACCUGCAGGUGUUCCACUCCCGCCCCAGGCGAGAGACGACCAACCCCUGCAGCACGGACAACGGCGGCUGCCAGGAGCUCUGCCUGUACAGGGGGGGCCUCAACUACACCUGCGCCUGCUCCCACGGGAGGGUCGCCGCCGACGGCCGGACGUGCCAAGACUACGAGGGCUUCGUGAUGUUCUCGCGGGUGCGCACCAUCGACAGCAUCCACAUGAUGGACGAGACGAACCUCAACGCCCCGUUCCCGAGCAUCUCGAGCGCAGAGUUCAUGCGCAACAUCAUCGGCCUGGCCUUCGACUACUCGUCCCGGCGCAUCUUCUACUCGGACAUCCAGCGCGGAAGCAUCAACGGCGUCCACUUCAAUGGCUCCGGCCACUCGGUGCUCGUGCAGAAGCAAGGCUCAGUGGAGGGCCUGGCCUACGAGCCGGUACAGAACGAGCUGUACUGGACGAGCCACCGGGACGCCUCGGUGGGGCGGGUGUCCCUCUCGGACCCCGGGGCCACCCCCGAGAAGAUCGUCAAGCUGGGGCCCGAGGACAAGCCUCGGGGCAUCGUGGUCAGCAGCUGCAUCAAGCGAGUUUUCUGGACCAACUGGAACGCCCAACACCCGAGCAUCCAACGUUCUUUCCUGAGCGGAUUCGACCCAGAGUCGAUCGUGACCACGCAAAUCCGGAUGCCCAAUGGGAUCGCCAUCGACCACCAGCUGCAGAAGCUCUACUGGUCCGACGCACGGCUGGACAAGAUCGAGCGCUGCGACUUCGACGGCGGCGAUCGUCACGUACUGCUGAGCGAGCACCCCCAGCACCCGUUUGACCUGGCGGUGUACGGGGACUUUGUGUUCUGGACGGACUGGGUGGCCCACGCUGUGCUGCGGGCCAACAAGCACACGGGUGCCGACGUGGUGGUGCUGCGCAAGAACGUGGUCCGCCCCAUGGGCAUCGUGGCCGUGGCCAACGACACCAACGACUGCACCCGUAGCCCGUGUGCCGUCCUGAAUGGCGGCUGCGAAGACACGUGCGGCGUGGCCGCCAACGGAACCACCUACUGCCAGUGCUAUCCGGGUCGCAUCUUACUUCCCGACGGAAAGCGGUGUGGAGCGAGGAAUGCCAGCUGCACGGACAAGGAGUUUGAGUGCGGGGACGGAGCCUGCAUUCCCUUUGAGCUGGCCUGCGACGGCGUGCAGGCCUGCCCCGACGGCUCCGAUGAGAACCUCAACUACUGCGCGACUCGGACGUGCCGGGAGGGCUUCCACUCAUGCCACAACGGGCGUUGCGUGCCGAGGUCGCGCGUGUGCGACGGCCUGGACACGUGCGGGGACUUCAGCGACGAGCUCAACUGCACCUGCAAGAAGGACCAGUUCAAGUGCGCCCGGGGGCCCUGCAUCCCCGCCAGCUUCGUCUGCGACAUGGAGCCCGAGUGCCCCGACGCCAGCGACGAGAUCAACUGCACAAAGCCCGACUGCUCGAGGCACCCCAUGACCUGGCAGCCCAACCUGCACCUGGUGAACUGCAAGAGGACCACGGCUUGCAUCCACCCCGGCUGGAUCUGCGACGGCCAGAACGACUGCUGGGACUUCUCGGACGAGGAAAACUGCCAGACCACGACUCCCCAGGUGUCCUGCCCCGCCAUGUCGUUCCGUUGCCUCAAUGGACUCUGCAUCCCCGACUCGUGGCGCUGCGACCGGGACAUGGACUGCGAGGACGGCCAGAACGGAACGCUCAGCUCCGACGAGCUCGACUGCGAGUACAAGUGUGCCCGGGACCAGUUCCAGUGCAAGGACGGAGAGUGCAUCAGCCUGCUCAGCCGGUGCGACGGACACCCGGACUGCUCCGACAGCUCCGACGAACCUCCUGCCUGCCGGGUGCGCCCAUGCGGGGAGAACGAAUUCAAGUGCAACAGCACGGGGCAGUGCAUCCCCAAGGCCUGGAUGUGCGACGGCGCGGGAGACUGCUCCGACGGCUCGGACGAACACCUCGACCUCAAGUGCCCUGUGCGUACCUGCAAGCCGAGCGAGUUCCGCUGCCUCAACCAGGUGUGCAUCCAGGAGAGCUACUACUGCGACGGAGACCAGGACUGCGAGGACGGGUCGGACGAGCCCAGCACCUGCGAGAAGCGGCGCUGCAGGGAGGACCAGUUCACGUGCGGGAACGGGCGCUGCAUAUCGAGGCACGCCCUCUGCAACGGGUGGGAGGACUGCCGCGACGGCUCCGACGAGCGGUCCGACGUCUGCCACGAAGCGGACCCCAAGGUAUCUGGCUGUCCCGAGGGGCACUUCAAGUGCGCCAACAAGAUCUGCGUCAACGAGAGCCUCCUGUGCAACGGGGAGAAUGACUGCGGGGACUUCUCGGACGAGAACCGAUGCAACAUCAACGAAUGCGAGCUCUCGACCCACGCCUGCUGGCAGGUCUGCGAAGAUCUCCCCAUCGGAUACAACUGCAGCUGCCAUCCCGGCUUCAAGCCCAAGAACGAGGGCCGCAUCUGCGAAGACGUGGAUGAGUGUGCCACGCAGUACCCAUGCACACACUUCUGCCGCAACACAUACGGCUCGUUUGCCUGCAGCUGCGCCGACGGCUACUUCUCCGUCGACGGGGGACGCACGUGCAAGGCCAACUCCCCUGUCAAGGCGUCGCUGCUGCUGUCGAACCGCUACUACAUCCGCCAGGUGGACCUGCACCGGAUGAGCUCGGACAUCCUGGCACAGAACCUGACUAACUCGGUGGCCCUGGACUUUGACUCCGUGGACAACUGCAUCUACUGGUCUGAGGUCACCGCCGUAGGCAGCUCCAUCAAGCGCAUGUGCCUCAACGGGUCUCAGGAACACCAGGUGCUGCACUCGACGACGGUCCAGAACCCGGACGGCCUGGCAGUGGACUGGGUGGGGCGCAACCUGUACUGGUGCGACAAGGGCAAGGACACCAUCGAGGUGUCCCGGCUGGACGGGGCCUUCCGCAGGGUGCUGCUGCGGGAGGGCCUCGAGGAGCCACGGGCCAUCGUGGUCGACCCCUCCCAGGGGUACAUGUACUGGACAGACUGGGGCGAGCGGCCGUACAUCGGCAAGGCGGAGAUGGACGGCAGCGGGUGGCGGGUGCUGCUCAACGACUCUUCCCAGUCCAUGGGCUGGCCCAAUGCCCUCACCCUGGACCCAAUUACUCACCAGCUGUUUUGGGCCGACGCCAAGCACGACUACAUCGCCACGGCCGACCUCGACGGGAAGAACUCACGCAUCCUUGCUCGCAACGGACCCUCGUUCCCUCUGCACCACGUGUUUGCCAUGACCCUGUUUGAGGACUUCCUGUACUGGACGGACUGGGAGAGCAAGGCGGUGCUGCGCUGCCACAAGAACCACUGCUCCAACGUCACCCAUCUGGUGCGCACCUCCAUCCGCCCCAUGGACCUCCAAGUGAUGCACCCGCUGCGCCAGAGGCCCCUGGCGGGCAACCCGUGCGAGGCCAACGGGGGCUGCUCCACCCUGUGCCUGCUGCGGGCGGGCGGAGCGUCCGCGUGCGCCUGCCCCGAGAACUACGUGCUGGAGCCGGACGGUGCCUCGUGCCGCAGCAACUGCACCAGCGCCCAGUUUGUGUGCGCCCGGACUUACAAGUGCAUCCCAGCCUGGUGGCGCUGUGACACCCAGGACGACUGCGGGGACCGCUCGGACGAGCCAGAGUCCUGCCCCCCGUUCCGCUGCAGCCCGGGGCAGUUCCAGUGCAAGGACGAGCAGUGCAUCCAGCCCAGCCAGCUGUGCGACGGCAAGCCCCACUGCGCGGGGGCCGACGACGAGCUAGACUGCGACAAGUACACAUGCCUGCAGAGUCAGUUCAAAUGUCCCGGAAACGGGACGACCCAGGCGUACUGCAUCCCCGCGACGGGACGCUGCGACGGACACGUCGACUGCAGCGUCGGUGGAGAGGACGAACUCAACUGCCCCCCCAAAACGUGCCCCGCGAACCAGUUCAAGUGCAACAACUCCCGCUGCAUCCCGGACGUGUGGACGUGCGACGGAGACAACGACUGCUUCGACGGGUCCGACGAGCCCCCCAAUUGCGCGGAGCGGGAGUGCCCACCCAACUCGUUCCGGUGCGCCUCCGGGCGCUGCAUCCCGCUGGCCUGGCGCUGCGACGGGGACUACGACUGCUCGGGCAAGGAGGACGAAGGGCCCUCGUGCGACGAGGAGGCCCUCAGCUGCCACCCGUCCUACUUCCGCUGCACCAACGGCCGCUGCCUGCCGGGACACUGGCGCUGCGACUUCGACGACGACUGCGGGGACGGCUCCGACGAGCAGCAGUGUGAGAACCGCUCGUGUCUGACGGGAGAGUUCCAGUGUGCCAACAAACGCUGCAUCAGGGCGUCCCUGCUCUGCAACGGAGAGUACAACUGCGAAGAUCGUAGCGACGAGACCAACUGCAGCGCCACAUGUCGGUCGAACGAGUUCUUCUGCAAGGUGGUGGGACACUGUAUCCACAACGAGUGGCGCUGCGACGGCGAUGUGGACUGUGCGGACGGCUCCGACGAAGAGGGCUGCCACAUCACGUGCAAGCAGGGCGAGUUCAAAUGCCACAACGGCCAGUGCGUGACGGCCACCUUCCAGUGCGACGGCGAGGACGACUGCGGCGACGGCUCCGACGAGGACCGCCAACUCUGUCAGAAGUAUGCGUGCCCUCCCGGAAAGUUCAAGUGCCAGAACAGCCUGUGCAUCCUGGCGUCGCAAGUGUGCGACGGGCGGGACGACUGCGGCGACAAGUCGGACGAGGAGUCCCCGCUCUGCCACCAGUGCAAGGCGGACCAGUUCAAGUGCAAGAACCAGAGGUGCAUCUCUCGUAAACUCGUCUGCAACGAGUUCGACAACUGUGGAGACGGUUCCGAUGAAGACGACUGUGACAUGGGGCCCUGCCGCUUCGGCGCCUGCUCCCAGGUGUGCAACCUGAAGAAGAACGGCACCUUCGGCUGCAGCUGCGCUCCGGGCUUCGUCAAGGACCACCGACGGAACGACUCCUGCGUGGCACAAGGGGUCAAGGCGUUCCUGCUGGUUGCGAGCGAGAACGAACUGCGGCACCUGGACCCGUACAAGGCAGCCCACCAGGACGCCCAGGACCUGCUGGGGAGCCUGGACCCGUCCAACCGCAUCCACGCGGUCGACCUCUUCUUCAACCACUCCCAGACGGUGGUGUUCUGGGCCAGCCUGCACGCCGGUGCCAUAUACCGGCGCACCGUGGCUCCCCCGCCAAGGAGGAAGGAAGCAGACGACGAAGAGGCCAGCCCCAGCAGACGGCGGAGGGGGACGGCGGACGACGCCGGGCUGCUGAUGGGCAACCUGACGGAGCCCCGAGGCCUGGCCGUGGACUGGGUCGGCCAGCUGGUGUACUGGGUCGACGCAGGGAUGCACACUCUCUCCGUGGCGUCCCUGGACGGCAAGCUGAGGCGGACGCUGAUCUCCCAGCACUUGGACCAGCCAAACGACCUGGCCGUCGACCCCCACUCGAGGUACCUGUUCUGGACGGAGACCGGCUCCCAUCCCCGGGUGGGACGGGCCCGCCUGGACGGCUCCGACCCCCGGACCCUGGUGGACGCCCGGGUGGUCUGGCCCACAGGGGUGGCGGUGGACCACGCGGCGGGCCGCAUCUACUGGGCGGACCGCAAGGCCGCCCUGGUAGAGACCGCCGACCUCGACGGCCGCAGGAGGCAUGUCGUCCGGGACUUCCCCCACGAGGAGAGCCCCUACCGGGUGGACGUGUUCGAGGACAACCUGUACGUGAGCACGUUCCCCAGCAACGCCAUCCUGCGGGUGAACAAGUUUGGCCGGGGCGGGGUGGCCCACCUGGUCAGGGGCCUGCACAGGGCCACCGACGUGCUCGUCGUCCAGCAGAACAAGCAGAGCCCCACCAUGGUCAGUCCAUGCAACGAGAGUUCCUGCGGGUUCGGUGCACUGUGCAUCCAACGCGGUCCAACGGACUUUGCCUGUCUCUGCCCCGAUGGGAUGGUGGAGACCCGGACCGUGGACGGCACCACGGCCUGCACCAUCGUGGCGCCCACUCCGACCUCUGCCGACGCCAAGUGUGAUCUGGACUGCCUGAGUGGCGGCACGUGUGUCCUGGGAAACAACCACCAGCCCUUGUGCAGGUGCCCCCUAGGUUUUGGCGGGAAGCGGUGCGAGCACUUCCUGUGCUCCCAGUUCUGCAAGAACAAGGGGCUCUGCAUUCUCGUCACCAGCCAGGAGAUGUCCUGCAUAUGCCCGCCCCAGUGGACCGGCCAGCGGUGCGAGACCUCACUCAACGUGUGCGAGCUGUGCAUGCGGGACGGCUCGUGCGCCAACGGGUUUGCGGACGUCCGGUGCAAGCACUGCAUCCUCAGGUGCACCCAGGAAGACCCCUGCCGCAGCCAGGGCGGCGACGAAUACUGCGUGCACGGGGUGUGCCGCACAAACUCGGCCGGAGCUCGGCACUGCAUCUGCGCGGCGGGCUACAUCGGAGACCGGUGCGACACCCUCUCACCAAUGUGCGAGUCCUACUGCCGGAACGGGGGCACCUGCCUGGGGCGCAAGAAGCUGCCCUGCGCCUGCCCCCCCGGCAUGCCCGGCGGCGACUGCCUCCCGCCGGGCGGUGGCUCCUGUGGCUGCCUGCACGGUGCCACCUGCGUGACCACCGAGCGGGAGGGCGGCCUGGCGCAGCGCUGCGUCUGCCCGGCCGGCUUCACGGGAGAGCGCUGCGAGGGACGCCAGGCCGACGUCUGCCUCCACUUCCCCUGCCGCCACGGGGGACGCUGCCACGCCUCCGGGGGACGGCCCCUCUGCAGGUGCUCUGAGGGCUGGGCGGGGGUUCAGUGCGAGCAGAGCACGACCUGCAGGGGCUUCUGUUUCAACCACGGCACCUGCCUGCCCUCGCCCCAGGACGACGAGCUGCCCUCGUGCCUGUGCGCCCGAGGCUUCACGGGGCUUCGCUGCCAGACCAGCCUGGGCCAGAGCGGCGCCCACAGCGACCACAGCCUGCCCAACCUGCUGGGUGCCAUCUUGAUCCCCGUGGUGGUGAUCGUUUCGGUGGCGGUGCUCCUCGUCCUGGCAGUCCUGAUCUACCGAAAGAGGAAGAGGUCGCGCCCUUUCCACCACGUGCGGAUGCAGGAGAGCAGCGGGGGGACCGGCAACGUGGAGAUCAGCAACCCCAUCUACCUGCGGGGAGACUGCGAGGACGACGCCGCCGAGGCACUCAAUGCCUCCUUUGGCCUCGACCCCGACAAGGCGACCAACUUCAGCAACCCGGUGUACGACUCGUUGUACGCGGACGGGGCGGUGAACGGGGAGGAGAAGAAGGGCCUGCUCCAGGGGGACCUGCAGGUGGACUACCUGGAUGGCCAGGGCCCCCUCCGGGGGGACCACCCCCUGGCCUAGGACCGCCACCAAGGGUCCGCCCCCCGCGCCACCCCCGGGUGGCGCCGGGAAAACAAGAUGCCAAACGUCCCGAAUUUCGUGCGAGGCCGUGCACCCCGCGGUCACGGGACGUGACGGGGUGCCGGCCUUUCGUUCGCUUUCUGUGUUUUCUGUCAAAUGUUGUCGUCCUUUUUUUACCGUGCGCUUCCAGGUAGUGGCGCCAAAUAGAUGCCGUCGUCUUGUUGGUUUUGAGUACCGUCAAAGACGCUGAGAAGUCUAGCGUUCGACGGGGUCGUCUGCGAAGCGUGGCAGACAAACGGCGGAGCGGCCGAAACGAGGGAAACGCCAACGCCAAGAGGAAUCUGCGGCCAGUUUCUCGUUGUUCGGUCCCAACCCCCGCAACAGGACGACGAGAAAAAAAUAAUAAAAAAAAGACGACGAGGUAGCUUAGAAGUGCUAGUCACGGAUGCCACCGUAUCGUUUCGAGCGCCAUACGUUACGCUACCGAGAAGAAGGGUCCUUUUUUACGAGCUUUCCAAGGUUUACAAUGCCACCUGUCAAUUUUUGCUCGUUCGUGUCUCGUUCCUCUACUUAAUCGUCUCGCGACGCGGCAGCUAUUUCGUUGAGAGGUGCCGGCACACUCUGCAAAGUCGCCGGGACGUCUCGUUUCACGCUUCGUUCGCCGAGCGUUUGCAGCAUUUCGUUUUAUACUCUUUGCCGAAAACGUAUCGCGGCCGCGCGGUUCGGAUCUCGGCGCCACGGAACCGACGUAGCGGCUGCGGAACGCAUUUACACGACGCUCUCGGUAGUCUCGUUCCGAGAGAACCCUGCCGUCGAGAACAGCAAGACGUUAGCACAGACGCCAGUUUUAGUCCUGCCGUCUUGGCACAUGCCACUCGAAAGACAAAUCAUGCCACGCAUCUCACGAGCGACUCGGAAUGGCAGCUUUUACCGGAGCCCCUCGGAUGCUAAUUUUACGCGGUUUGACGCAGUGUUUAUAGGGCUGCCCUCUGGCCAGGGCUUAGAGGUGGGUUUCAGUAGCGACAUACUCAGGCAACAACGCUCAGUGCCCUCCACGCAGCAAAAUAAUCUUCCCACGUAGUACGUCGUCGUUCGUGCGUUCAGUCACUACGAUGUUUCGCCCUCUUGGCGGAAACGCCGAGGGGGCGUGUUUGAUUUUCUUCCACAAAGACGAGUCCCUGCGUUUACGGGAGACGUUCAGGAAAACGUGCCAAAGAACCGAGCGUGGCAACACUGGUCGAGAAAGUCGGCAGACAGAGACCCGUUUCGUUUCCGUUUCUUCAUGGAUAACAGCGGCUCCACCAUUUUCCUUUUCUUUUUUUUUACGGAUUUCUCUCGCCUAUUGCUCGUGUACAGAGAGUCUGGGGUUGCAAGUACUGUACAUAACGCAUAUAUGUGAACUUCCACCGUGGCCCAUAGCAAUAGCGAAAGUGAACGGAAACAAUUCCAUGCCUGGAUGUUUAUUGUUUUGUUUUUUUCUUACCUCGUGGCAAUCGGUGCAGCUAAUCUGUGCAUUCAUUUUUGUAUUUCCACGUGUUUAUACGAGUGCAUACUGCUACGUGCGUGUUUUAGAUGCUUUGAACAAGCUUUUUUUUUAUAUAUAGUAGCUGUUGUUUUUUUUAUUUUUUAUGUGCAAUUAGGAGCAUGUUACAUAGUAAUGCUGAAAAGUUUAUGCAGCUGUUUUCUUUUUUUUCCCCACAUUGUUGUCAGACUGCUCAAGAGGACUCACGAGAUUUUCACUGCACUGUAAAAAUAUCACAAUGUAAAUCUACAAUUUUUUCUUGCGCGCGUUAAUUACGAAUCGGUCUGACGCGUUAGUCAGACAAUUCAAACGACACGCGAAGGAGACCGCUCUCUCCCAGUCAAACCUUUUUUUAGAAGCCGGUGAACGACAGUCUCUUGUUCUCGACUGGGCAAGCGGUCUCUCGUUUUUUGUUUUUAACUUUGCCGACAAACGUGUUGGCCAGGCAUUUAGAUUAAGAAAAAGAAUUCUCAAAAUGUCGCAAGGAGCAGCUCAAUUUUGUAGUUCUGGUUUCUCACAAAUUGGACACCUGUUGUGUUGUGAUAGCGUAGGUGUACAAAACAAAGGAAUAAAUGUGUGACAAUA
This is a messenger RNA of Ixodes scapularis (black-legged tick), 16338 nucleotides long. It is a transcript of the gene LRP1, whose product is annotated as prolow-density lipoprotein receptor-related protein 1. The record is from RefSeq and is a predicted model, not a curated record. Gene Ontology annotation, molecular function: protein binding; calcium ion binding. The transcript is spliced from 86 exons. The coding region runs from base 225 to 14231 and encodes 4668 amino acids. NCBI's taxonomy places the organism in Eukaryota, Metazoa, Arthropoda, Arachnida, Ixodida, Ixodidae.